Molecule: messenger RNA, 824 nt
Organism: Malus domestica (apple)
Lineage: Eukaryota; Viridiplantae; Streptophyta; Magnoliopsida; Rosales; Rosaceae
Product: protein ROOT HAIR DEFECTIVE 3 homolog 2-like
Biological process (GO): endoplasmic reticulum membrane fusion
Cellular component (GO): endoplasmic reticulum
Molecular function (GO): GTPase activity
Source: RefSeq, a predicted model, not a curated record
UAGAGACUUAUAAUUCAACAACUUAAUCGUGAGACUGAAGUUGCAGUAUCAGAGUUCUCAACUGCAGUUGCCAAUUUUGAGUUGGACAACGAAACGGUUGCCAAAAUGAAGCAACUUUUGAAGGAUUAUGAGAGAAAUGUGGUGGAGACAAAGGCAAGAGAAGAGGCUGGGAAAAUUAUGAUCCACAUGAAGGAUCGGUUUGCCAGUCUUCAAUUAUGAGAUUCAAUGCCUAGGGUUUGGACUGGGAAUGAAGACAUUAGAAGUAUUAGCAAGGAUGCACGAACUGUGUCUCUGAAGCUUUUGUCGACCAUGGCUGCCAUUCGCCUGGAUGAGAAGCCAGAUAAUAUUGAAAAUGGCCUCGUUUCUUCUCUCGUGGACGGGACUGAGGCUCACAAGCGGAGUAACAACGGGCUACCUCCGCCAUGGGCUACAAUGGCGAUGAUCGUUCUUGGUUUUAACGAAUUUAUGAUGCUUUUAAAGAACCCUCUCUACCUCAUGGUUCUAUUUGUUGCAUUUUUACUUUCAAAGGCCUUAUGGGUACAGAUGGACAUUACAAGCUCAUUCCCGGAGUCCUCAGUGUCAUCCAAUAUCUCGUCAUCAGAUACCGGCAUGGAAUACUCAAUCCCUCCUUUAAGACAAAGGCGAACGGCAAACGUUGAGGAAGUUGAAUCUUCAUGAUGUAUGAUCUCUGUUGUUUGUACCGUGUGCAUCAGAUUAAGGUCACUACAGUGCGAUAGUUUUCAUUCUUUUUUAUUUUGUUUUUUGUUUGUAGUUACUGAAAAUUUGAAAUAAAAAUAAACGGGGUGCCUGGUUUUACAAAUUAA